Molecule: messenger RNA, 276 nt
Organism: Ilyonectria robusta
Lineage: Eukaryota; Fungi; Ascomycota; Sordariomycetes; Hypocreales; Nectriaceae
Exons: 3
Coding region: 1-276 (91 amino acids)
Source: RefSeq, a predicted model, not a curated record
AUGGAGAAGGUCGGCAUCAUCCUCCUCGUCCUCUUCCUUUUCAUCAUUAUUAUAGGUCCCCUGACCUGCUUCAAGCUCUCCCGCGACGACAAACCCAAAAUCUACAACCCGCAGCCGGACCAGCUGGACGAUGCCCGGCGCAAGCUCAGCACCUACACGACAUGCUCAACCGUCGCCCAGAGAACCGGUGGCCGUAAUGCCGACAUCGAGGCCGUAGCUCCACCGUCCGAGUUCGGAGAAUGCGCCGUGUUCAUCACCGGGUCUACAACUCGGUGA